Yamadazyma tenuis ATCC 10573 is the source of this 582-nucleotide messenger RNA. RefSeq names its product Tsa1bp (gene TSA1B). Lineage: Eukaryota; Fungi; Ascomycota; Pichiomycetes; Serinales; Debaryomycetaceae. Gene Ontology annotation, cellular component: cytosol. The record is from RefSeq and is a predicted model, not a curated record. Gene Ontology annotation, biological process: cellular response to stress; hydrogen peroxide catabolic process; cell redox homeostasis. Gene Ontology annotation, molecular function: thioredoxin peroxidase activity.
AUGGUUGCCCAAAUUCAAAAGCCAGCUCCAUCGUUCAAAAAAACCGCUGUUGUCGACGGUGUGUUUGAGGAAAUUUCCCUUGAACAAUACAAGGGUAAAUGGGUCUUAUUGGCCUUUAUCCCAUUAGCUUUCACUUUCGUGUGCCCAACUGAAAUCAUUGCUUACUCCGAAGCUGUCAAGAAGUUCACUGAAAAGGAUGUGGAAGUUUUGUUCUCCUCCACCGAUUCCGAAUAUUCCUUGUUGGCCUGGACCAACGUUGCCAGAAAAGAUGGUGGUUUAGGUAAGAUCAACAUUCCAUUGUUGGCUGAUACCAACCACACCUUGUCUAGAGACUACGGUGUGUUGUUGGAAGAAGAAGGUGUUGCUUUGAGAGGUAUCUUUUUGAUUGACCCUAAGGGAAUCUUGAGACAAAUCACUAUUAACGAUUUGCCAGUUGGUAGAUCUGUUGAAGAAAGUUUGAGAUUGGUUGAAGCUUUCCAAUUCACUGAAAAGUACGGUGAAGUGUGCCCAGCCAACUGGAAGCCUGGUGAAGAUACCAUUGACACCGCCAAUGCCUCUAAGUACUUUUCCAAGCAAGAAUAA